Rubroshorea leprosula is the source of this 1206-nucleotide messenger RNA. The record is from the annotation of a GenBank genome assembly. NCBI's taxonomy places the organism in Eukaryota, Viridiplantae, Streptophyta, Magnoliopsida, Malvales, Dipterocarpaceae.
GUCUCCGGCCGUCCUGCGUGCGUAGUUUGAAGAAAUGGCGAUCUCCGGUCAUCUAGGAAGAAGACAACAACAGCAACAGCUGCAUCAGAGGUUUCCAGGGCGCGCCCCUCGAUUUCCGAUUAGAUUUUCUUCUUCUUCCUAUAGAAAGCUUCGUUUCAUCCUAAUUUCUCUCGCAUUCGUCGCUCUUCUCCCUCCCUUCUUCUUCCACUUCAGACUCCGCCGUUUUCAUCAGGCGCAAUUGAGAAGGUGUAGUUGGCUGAAAAGCCCUCCUCUUGUGUGUGCUCAUGGUGGUGACUCUACUAAUGCGUUCCCGAAUACAAUGGCAGCAUAUCGUUUUGCUAUUCGUUCUCAAGUAGACUGCAUUGAGAUUGAUGUUUCUCGUUCUUCAGAUGGAGUUUUGUUUGCUCUGCAUGAUAGGCAGGGAUUUGCAGCGGAUAUCUGGUAACAGCACAUCUAAAGUUGGGUACCUGAGCAUGAAAGAGAUAAAAGAACUGGAUGCCUCCUAUCAGUCUAACGAUCCCAAGAUUACCACUAUUGAAGAUGCAUUGACGUUGAUAUCAGGUUCAGUUCGGCAGGUGAUCCUAGAUGCAAAGGUUGGACCUCCAUCAUAUGAAAAGGGCCUUGCAAAGGAUAUUCUUUCUGUUGUUAAGAGGACACAGUGUAAAAAUUGCCUGGUAUGGGCUAAAAGUGAUAAUCUAGCUAGGGAUGUAAUCAAACUAUCAUCAGAUGUUAUGGUUGGCUACAUAGUCAUGAUGGAUCCCUUUACCGGGGUUAGAACCAACUUGUUGAGGAUGAAAGGUGCUCAGGUGGUUGGGGUGCACCAUCCACUGAUCGAUGAAAAGCUCAUGAGAAUCCUGCGUAGGAGAAACAAAAAGGUAUAUGCAUGGACUGUGGAUGACACUGAUUCCAUGGUAAGAAUGCUGCAAGAGCAUGUAGAUGCCAUUGUUACUAGCAACCCAAAUUUACUUCGUCAGAUCAUGCAAGACACCAGAACACAAUGUCUCGAAGAGGGUUAUUCUUUAACCCAAUAACCAUUGUCUUGCUUUAUGAGUACUUGGCAUUUCCUAUGGCUAUCGUAAGAUGUGUAUGUCAUCAACUUUUGCUUCAUUUGAUGUCAAAAUGAAUCAGCACAGAUUUUGUGUUGAUAGAUUACAAUGAUUCAUGAUCAGCUUACAUAAGUAUGAUGAAUUAAGGUUAACACUCCAU